AUGGCCGACUCAUGGGAACAAGAGGAGGAUAAGCUCUCGCAGCAGGCUCAGAACUUGAACAUUGGAGGCAACCCUCAGGCCCAGUCGUUCAGGCCCGGCGCAUCAUCUUUCACUCCAGGCGCUCAAUCUUUCACACCUGGCCAGCAAUUCCAGCAGUACGGAGGGGGCUACGGCCAGCAACAGUACGGCCAAUACUACAACCAGCAGCAAUACGGAGGAUACCCCCAGUAUGGUCAACAACAGCAGUACGGCCAAUACCAACAACAGUACGGAAAUCAAUACCAGCAGCAGCAGGGCUUCGGAAACCAGUACGGCGGACAGUACCAGCAGCAGGGUUUCCAAUCCCAACAGCAGCAGCCUCGCCAGGCGCCCGUUCAGAUUGCUAAGAGGCCGGCGGCCGGCGAGUCCGCAGACCAAGCAGCUGCACCUGCAGCUGCGCCGGCCGCAGAGAAGAAGGAUGCAGCACCUAAGGCACCCAAGGUCUUGAGCAUCUCUGGCGACACAGCUGCAGCACCUAAGGCGAAGGUACUCACCAUCGGUGCGGAGACCGCAGCGCCUAAGGUGGAGAAGACUGGGGGCACCAAGGUCCUCUCGCUCGGCACACCUGCUGCUGCUCCCUCGGCAGCAAAGGAGAAUGCCGACAAAUCGGCCCCCGAGGCUGGCAAGAAGGUUACCGCCACCAAGGCCAUCGAGAAGACCGGUGAGCCCACAAAGUCAUCCACGUCAACCGGUCGCACAUCCCCUACCCCGUCCUCCGGGCGCAACUCACCAGCUCGCGCACCCGAGAACCGAGUUGCUACCCGCACCGAUGCCGUCGAGAAAGAGCAGGCCGAAGAGGUUGAGGAGGAGUUGCUUCAAGAGAUGUAUGGAAAGGAGCACGUCAACGUGAUUUUCUUGGGCCACGUCGAUGCUGGAAAGUCGACUCUGGGCGGGUCCAUCCUCUAUGCGACUGGUAUGGUUGAUGAAAGAACAAUGGACAAAUUGAAGCGAGAGGCCAAGGAGGCUGGUCGUGAAACAUGGUAUCUCUCAUGGGCUUUGGAUCUUACCAAGGAGGAGCGUAUGCAGGGAAAGACUGUCGAGGUUGGUCGUGGAUUCUUCGAGACAGAGAAGCGACGAUACUCCAUCCUGGAUGCCCCUGGUCACAAAACAUUCGUCCCCAGCAUGAUUGGAGGAGCCUCACAAGCAGAUCUUGGUAUUUUGGUCAUUUCUGCCCGUAAGGGAGAAUACGAGACUGGAUUCGAAAAGGGUGGUCAGACCCGAGAGCAUGCCAUUCUGGCAAAGACACAGGGUGUUAACAAGCUUUUGAUCGCUGUCAACAAGAUGGACGACCCAACAGUCGAGUGGUCAGAGGAGCGCUACAAGGAGUGCUUGACUAAGCUCACCACUUUCCUCAAGGGUGUUGGCUUCAACCCCAAGACCGAUCUUGCCUUCAUGCCCGUCAGCGCGCAGACCCUCACAGGUAUCAAGGAUCGUGUGCCCAAGGAUGUGUGCCCAUGGUACGACGGUCCAUCGCUAUUGGAGUACCUUGACAACAUGAAGUCGCUUGAGCGUAAACUCAACGCACCCUUCAUGAUGCCUAUCGCAGCCAAGUACCGUGAUCUUGGAACCAUGAUCGAGGGCAAGAUUGAGUCCGGCCUCAUCAAGAAGGAGAACAAGUAUCUCAUGAUGCCAAACAGACAGACCAUCAGCAUCUCCGCACUCUACGGCGAGACAGAGGAUGAAAUCCCGGCAGCCACCUGCGGUGAGCAAGUGCGCAUCCGUCUCCGUGGUGUCGAGGAGGAAGAUAUCUUGCCCGGAUUUGUUUUGUGCUCUCCCAAGCGACCGGUGCACUGUGUGUCAGCCUUCGAAGCACAGAUUGUGCUGCUAGACAUCAAGUCGAUUCUCAGCGCCGGAUUCAACUGUGUGCUUCACGUGCACGCCGCACAGGAAGAAGUCACAUUCACUUCCCUGCUCCACAAGCUCCAAAAAGGUACCAACAGGAAGAGCAAGAAGCCCCCGGGCUUCGCCAAGAAGGGCGACAGCAUCAUUGCUCGAUUGGACGUCACGGGUGCUGCUGGCAACAUCUGCGUGGAACGAUUCGAGGACUACCCACAGCUUGGUCGUUUCACAUUGCGCGACCAAGGACAAACCAUUGCCAUUGGAAAGAUCACCAAGCUCAUCACCGACGCUGCUGCCGAGGCUUAA
This is a messenger RNA of Aaosphaeria arxii CBS 175.79, 2184 nucleotides long. RefSeq lists its product as uncharacterized. The transcript has 2 exons. The record is from RefSeq and is a predicted model, not a curated record. Gene Ontology annotation, biological process: translational termination; nuclear-transcribed mRNA catabolic process, deadenylation-dependent decay; translation. Lineage: Eukaryota; Fungi; Ascomycota; Dothideomycetes; Pleosporales. Gene Ontology annotation, molecular function: GTP binding; GTPase activity; translation release factor activity. Gene Ontology annotation, cellular component: translation release factor complex. The coding region runs from base 1 to 2184 and encodes 727 amino acids.